Elaeis guineensis (African oil palm) is the source of this 1000-nucleotide messenger RNA. RefSeq names its product NADPH:quinone oxidoreductase. The record is from RefSeq and is a predicted model, not a curated record. Gene Ontology annotation, molecular function: oxidoreductase activity; FMN binding. NCBI's taxonomy places the organism in Eukaryota, Viridiplantae, Streptophyta, Magnoliopsida, Arecales, Arecaceae. Gene Ontology annotation, cellular component: cytosol.
UCAUGUUGACCGCAAGGGCUGCUGUUUACUGUUCUUCUUCUUUUAAUAUAGUUCAUGUCUUUUACCACCACCGUUAUAUAUGAUGUGUAGAACCUUAGAACGCAAGACAGAGAAAGAGCGCGGAAGAGAUGGAAGCAGCGGCGGCGACGGAGGCGUCGGCAUCCAAACCAGUCAUCAGAGUUGCAGCCAUCUGCGGCUCCCUGCGCAAAGCUUCCUGCAACCGCGGCCUCAUUCGCUGUGCCAUUGAGCUCUGCAAUGAGUCUAUCCCUGGGAUGCAGAUAGAGCAUGUGGACAUCGAGCCCCUUCCCUUCUGCAACACCGACCUAGAGAUCGAUGGCAAGUAUCCUCCACCUGUCGAGGCCUUCCGACGCAAGAUCCUUGAAGCUGACAGCAUCCUUUUCGCUUCGCCAGAGAACAACUACUCCCUCUCAGCUCCUCUGAAGAAUGCUAUUGACUGGGCCUCUAGACCCCCAAAUGUUUGGGCAGACAAGACUGCUGCUAUAGUGAGUGCUGCAGGAGGCUCUGGAGGAAAACGCUCGCAGUACCAUCUGCGUCAAGUUGGAGUCUAUCUAGAUCUUCAUUUCAUCAACAAGCCUGAAUUAUUCAUUCAAGCAUCUCGGCCUCCAGUGAAGUUUGACAGUGAUGGGAAUCUGAUAGAUCCUGAAAUAAAGGAACGGCUAAAACGUGUCCUCUUGUCAUUACAGGCCUUUACCUACAGGCUGGGUCACAGUUCCUGAGAACUUUGUUGGAUUGUCACAAUAUUCUAAAAUAAGCUUCUCUAUUGUAUUUGAUGUGGGUGUUCAUUUUUGGAACAAUUCAGAUUGGUAUUUGAACUAUACUUUCAGAGUCUAUGACAUAAGGUAUAGACUUGGCACGCCGAACUACCAAAACUAGUUGUUGCUGACUGUUUGAAUCUCAGUCUCUCUUAUGCUUGCCAGUCAUGUAUAAUCUUGCAAUGUCAUUCUCUAAGUGGAUUGUUCUUGUUCCAAGGUUUUUUAUU